CAGCCUUCCUGCUUCCACGGGAGCGGGUCUCGCCACGGCCUCUCCUUUUUUCCCGCGCGCGUUUUCCGCUAACCGAUCUCCUGCGUCGCGUCUGACGGAGGCGAGCUGUCAAACGCGCGCGCGCGCGCGUCCGCGAAAACGAUGAAGUACCACCGCAUAGAAACGAGCCGACUUCCGACGACGCUGAUAUGCGUCAUCGUCGUCUCCCUCGGGAUCGCGAGGGCGACCGAGCCCUUGCCCUCUGCCCUUUUAGGCGGCAUCGGUAACGUCGCGAACACCGCAACCAAUUUCCUAACGGGAAUCGUGCAACGGCAAAAAGAACUAUUGCAUCGCGUUACGGACACUGCCGCGGAAUACAUAACUAACGCAGUGGAGAGACCGAGAAAUUUAUUAAUCAACGCCACCAGGAUGACGACAGGAGUCAUCGACAGCGCUGCGUCGAAGGGUCUCGAAUUCAAGCUGAGAAGAUUCCUGGAGAAAUUCCGCGCCCGAAUGCGCAACGGCAUCCCGGAGUUGGGUAUACCUCCGCUCGAGCCGUUCACGCUCGACGAGAUCGACAUCGAUACGGAUAAUCCGGAAAUAGGAAAAGUGAAUCUAGUGAUCGAAAAUCUGGAAUUGAGGAAACUAUCGACUUUUCUGAUCGACCGUGCCAAAUUGUCGCUGAUCGGCCCUACGAUCUCCGUCAACAUUUCCAUUCCCGAGAUCCUGGCGACCGGUUAUUACAACAUAUCCGGCAUUUUGGGCGACAUGUAUCCCCUACGAGGCGCAGGUCCCUUCGAAACAACCGUACGAGAUUUCCGUGUGUAUGUAAACACCGUGCUGGGCUACGCCAGAGGAAUGUACAUGAAGAGAUUCGACCUCGACUUUUCAUUGCGUGCCAUCGAGAUAUAUCUGGAGAACUUUAUGGGCGGCGAGAAGAUCGGGCAAAUUAUGAGCAAGGUCUUCGAGGAGCUGACACCGGAAGCAAUGGACAUUAUUAAACCGGAUAUACUGCCGCCGAUUCAAGAUUACGUAGCGGCUCACGUGAACGAGACGAUCCAUCAUCUCAACAUGAGGGAUCUGUUUCGCGUUCUCCUGGGCGAAUACGAAUUCGGCGACAUCACGCAUUUAUUGAUACCCUGACAAAAAGAUCCGCAAAAAGUGGUGAAAAAAUAUCGCCGAGUUAUCGGGUCGCGCAACAAUUACGAGCGCAAUAAUACGAGCUUAACGCGACUGACAAUGCCCGAAGACUGUCUUCGUUCAAGGUAUAAGAGGCUGAAUAAUCGCUACCGAAUACGUCAAAGUCGAUAGAAUACUUCGGUGAAACAGAACAGAGUCCGAUCGACUUUAAAAAUCGGCUCUGUUAUACGUAAUUCGUGCAUAACGACAAAUGCUACAUAGAAAUGUCAUGCAAUAAACAAUUUUUCGCACUCACCGACCGGUGCAAUAGCGGAGUGUUAGCACAUCGAUCUGAAAACAAAACAUUCAAAAUUAUGUAUAUACGUUAUAUAUAUAGGGAAAUGCCUACUAAUGUACGAUAAUGAUUUUUCAAAAGUAAUUAAUAUACAUGAUUUUUUUUAAUUGAGUA
Nylanderia fulva is the source of this 1567-nucleotide messenger RNA. RefSeq lists its product as uncharacterized. The record is from RefSeq and is a predicted model, not a curated record. NCBI's taxonomy places the organism in Eukaryota, Metazoa, Arthropoda, Insecta, Hymenoptera, Formicidae.